AUUUCAUUAUUAUUUUUUCAUUACAUGAAAAUUCACUUUUCACACAUAAAAGCAUAAAAAAUCUCGACUUUCUCUGCGUCUAACUAAAAAAUUCACGGUUAUUCUUUAAUUUAACACAGUUAGAAGAUUGGUUUAUUUAGUUAGAACAUGUGCACAUUUAGAAGCAUAGUUAUUAGAACGCGACGAAUUAAGUAUUUGUCGUAUCCUCGUGAGCGCAUCGACUGGAGCAAACCAGAAUGGAGGUUAACCACAGCGCUGAAGCAUUACAGGCCAACCAAGCGUAUAAUUCAGCUGUCGAAGCCGGUCAAUCGUGGAAUCGGAGAGGUCUACACAGUCUCGAGCGAAAAGAAGCUAAAGAACACCAUAAGUUACGAACCUUCACAACGUCUACUUGAAUUGGCGAUACCGCCAGUGAAACCGCCGGACAAUAGAGAUAAACGAAAAAAUCCCUUUCGCAUACGACCGAAAGCAUUACGCGCCAAACCUACAGCUCGUCUGCUGGAGCUAGCUGAACCAAAGGAGCACGAUUCCUUUGCACCCCUUAACCCUUGGUCUAUAUCCAAAUCAGCACUAAGAGCUAAGGCGUCGCAAAGGAUCGAAAUGCUCUCCAAACCCAAAAAAUACAACUAAUAAACUAGAUAAAAUUUCUGUUUCAAAUCAUUCGUUAUUGAUCAGAGACGAUCGAACGGUAUGUCGCGUAGCUAAAUCUAUUUAAUAAUAAACUUUCGUAUUUAAAAAUUUAA
Molecule: messenger RNA, 743 nt
Organism: Zeugodacus cucurbitae (melon fly)
Lineage: Eukaryota; Metazoa; Arthropoda; Insecta; Diptera; Tephritidae
Exons: 2
Coding region: 148-630 (160 amino acids)
Source: RefSeq, a predicted model, not a curated record